CGACUGCUCACAGCGUCAACGAGUUCACAUUGCCAACGCUCUACACUCUACACAGUCUCGAAAGUAUUUAUUCAACAAUAAACAUGGCUACAGCAGCAGUUCAAGUACCGUCGGUGGUAGCACCGGUCGCCGUAUCGUCUCCGAAAAAGAAGACUACCAAACCAGCCUCUGCAGGCAAGUCUGCUGCGCCCGCUCACCCGUCUACCGCGGUAAUGGUGGUUGCUGCCAUAGCCGAGCUUAAGGAGAAAAAAGGUUCGUCGCUGUCGGCUAUCAAGAAAUACAUGUCCAACAACUACAACGUGGAUUCCACCAAACUCGCGCCGUUCAUACGCAAGUUCCUGAAGGCAGCCGUUGUCAAGGGAUCAUUGGUGCAAACCAACGGUAACGGAGCCAUGGGCCAUUUCAAACUUCCCGUCGAAGUAAAGAAGAAGCCCGUCGCCGCUAAGAAACCCAGCGCCGCCAAAAAGGUCGUUAAGAAACCGACGAACGCCGCAGUUACACCGAAAAAAAGGAAGCUGACCGCCAAGAAAGCAGCUGAGCCUGCUGCAAAGAAGCUUAAAACGGUUGCGGCCAAGCCCAAGAAAUCGCUAGUCAAAGCUAAAAAAGUGGUCGUAGCACCAAAACCACCAAAGGCUAAGAAGACGCCAGCCGUCAAACCAACGAAGGCCGCCCCCAAGAAGAAAUAAACAUGGAAAUUAUGCUAUCCAGGAUGAGUAAUUGACUAAAUGUAAUGAUAUGUAUGUGUGUGAGAAGAUGUUCAACCUUAAAAUGGUCCUUUUCAG
Rhopalosiphum padi (bird cherry-oat aphid) is the source of this 782-nucleotide messenger RNA. Its product is annotated as histone H1A, sperm-like. The record is from RefSeq and is a predicted model, not a curated record. Gene Ontology annotation, cellular component: nucleosome; nucleus. The coding region runs from base 84 to 686 and encodes 200 amino acids. Lineage: Eukaryota; Metazoa; Arthropoda; Insecta; Hemiptera; Aphididae. Gene Ontology annotation, molecular function: double-stranded DNA binding; nucleosomal DNA binding. The transcript has a single exon. Gene Ontology annotation, biological process: nucleosome assembly; negative regulation of DNA recombination; chromosome condensation.